Molecule: messenger RNA, 387 nt
Organism: Angiostrongylus costaricensis
Lineage: Eukaryota; Metazoa; Nematoda; Chromadorea; Rhabditida; Metastrongylidae
Source: the annotation of a GenBank genome assembly
AUGAGCACGGAGUGCGGUUUUUUACUGUAUGUGGAGCACCACUACGGAAGUAUUAACGGCAUUAGGUCUCCAGCGCGCGAAAUCCUGUGCGAAAGGACUAGACCGGCAUGGGAGAAACUUACGGCAUACGAGAAGCAGAUCUGGACCAACAGAGCAGUAGAGCUUGCACGGUUGGAUCCGCGACGACGAUAUUUCGACGUCUCCAAAGAUAUCACAAGCAACGGCGAUUAUAUUUCACGUCGCCGUCGUAAAGCCGAGCAACGAACUGAGGGUUUUCGUCGUCGUCCUACCUUUCCAACCCAGGAUGUCCUAGAUGAGGACGAAUUUUUCACUGUUGGACAGCCUGUCACUACGUUAAAAGGAGGUGCCGGUCGUUUUCUUGUUUGA